This is a messenger RNA of Recurvomyces mirabilis, 714 nucleotides long. RefSeq lists its product as uncharacterized. Gene Ontology annotation, molecular function: acetylpyruvate hydrolase activity. Gene Ontology annotation, cellular component: mitochondrion. NCBI's taxonomy places the organism in Eukaryota, Fungi, Ascomycota, Dothideomycetes, Mycosphaerellales, Teratosphaeriaceae. The transcript has 2 exons. The record is from RefSeq and is a predicted model, not a curated record. The coding region runs from base 1 to 714 and encodes 237 amino acids.
AUGGCCUCCUCUGCCGCCUUGAGCACGAUCCGCAGUAAUUGCCGGAAGGUCAUGUGUAUAGGCCGCAACUACGCCGACCACGUCAAAGAACUCAACAACCAACGGCCCAAACAACCCUUCUUCUUCCUCAAACCCCCCAGCAGCAUCUUGCUUCCCUCCGAAGGACCCGUCCUGCGCCCUAGUGGAGUGAACCUGCAUUUCGAAAUCGAGUUGGGACUUGUGAUAGGCAAGAGGAUCCAGAAUCUGGAUACCGAGGACGAUGGCGAGAUUCUGCAGUAUAUUGAUAGUUAUCUCUUGGCAAUCGACAUGACGGGCCGGAAUGUGCAGGAGGAGGCGAAGAAGAAGGGUUUACCGUGGAGUAUAGCGAAGGGGUUUGAUACUUUUCUGCCGAUCGUUGGUCCCAUCUCUAAAUCUACAAUCGCGGACCCGCAUAGCGUGGAGUUGUACUUGAAGGUCAAUGGGGAGGUGAAACAGCAGGAUAGUACGGAGCUGAUGCUCUUCCGCAUCCCGAGGCAGCUGAGCGAUAUUUCAAAGGUCAUGACGUUGGAGCCGGGGGAUAUGGUGUUGACGGGGACGCCGAAGGGGGUCGGGAGUGUAGUUACGGGAGACGUGAUGGAGUGUGGACUGCGGGUGGGGGGAAAGGAGGUGGAGGAGGCGAGGAUGAGGGUUGAGGUAAAGGAUAAGGGGGGUCCCUAUAACUUUGCUGAGACGUGA